Messenger RNA from Antechinus flavipes (yellow-footed antechinus), 3876 nucleotides. It is a transcript of the gene VAX1, whose product is annotated as ventral anterior homeobox 1. NCBI's taxonomy places the organism in Eukaryota, Metazoa, Chordata, Mammalia, Dasyuromorphia, Dasyuridae. Gene Ontology annotation, biological process: central nervous system development; neuron differentiation; brain development. The coding region runs from base 963 to 1946 and encodes 327 amino acids. Gene Ontology annotation, molecular function: DNA-binding transcription factor activity, RNA polymerase II-specific; DNA binding. The transcript is spliced from 3 exons. The record is from RefSeq and is a predicted model, not a curated record.
AAUCCACUGGCAUUAAAAAGGAGAGAAGAGAUGGAAGUUUAAGAUGGCUGUCAGCAUGGAGGUGUGUUAAAGAGUUCAGUUCUUACUGUGGGAGGGAAAUCCUCUUAAGCAAAACUUUCUCUUUUUAUGAUUUCAUUUUCUCCCAAGAGGGAGUUCUUCCUCCUGCUGAAGGUUGUAUGGGGGGAGGGGGUGUCUUAGUUGUCUUUUUUUUUUUUUUUAAGUAGCUUUAUUCAGAUGUAUCUGGCAUGUCUAGAGAAAGCCCCUUUAGUCAGUUUAUAAUCUGGAGGGUCAAAGGCAAACUGGAAGUUAAUAAUGGCUGCUAAUGGUGCUUACAAUUCAGGAUGAAUCUUGUCAAAAGUUUUUCUGGAAGUCUGGGUCUUUGAUUGUGUGUUUCCUGAAAGCAAGACCAAUCAUUUCAGUUUAUUCACUGGCUAAACUCUACUUGAUUGGGGACAAGCACAGAAACCAUCCAUUACGAUCUGAUAUAUUAUCCAAACAAUUUAGUGUAUUCAUGAGGUAACCGAAACGUGGAGGCUGUGAAAUUACCCGUAAUCAAUUGAAACAGCGAGUGUGCGUCCCUCUGGGUGUCCAACAUCUCUAUGUCUCAGUAAUAAGGCAGGCAAGAAAUCAUUUCAGAGUUGCACUGUUCGCUAUCUGAUCGCUGGGCUGGGGGAAGCUGGACAGUCCUAUUAGAAGGCUGGGACUGAUGAGGCUGAAUCGCAACUCCGCUGGGAACCACAACACGACAACCUGCAUCUCCAGGAGUGUAUUGCAGACCCCACUGUGCUGACCACCAGAGGCUUGUGCCAUCGCCAAUUUCGUUUCGCCGGUGGUGGUUUUUUUCCCCCCUUCUUCUCCUCUCCUCUCGAGUGUCUGUGGGGUGUAUUUUGUGGGUGCGUGUGUGCAGUGGGGUAUUCUUAUCCCACCACCCCCCCCCCUUUUUUUUUUUUUUUGCCUUUUACAUGUUUGGGAAACCAGACAAAAUGGACGUUAGAUGCCACUCGGACGCUGAGACUAACCGGGUCUCGAAGAAUGGACAUAAGGAGGGGAAAGAGAGCAAGGGGGGCGAAGGGAAUAUCUCCGCUUCUUUUCUGAAGGAACCUCCGGGCACUUUUUCCCCGUCUGCCGCUUCGGAAGAUUGUAAUAAGAAUAAAUCUAAUUCUGCCGACCCGGACUAUUGCAGAAGGAUCCUGGUUCGAGAUGCCAAGGGCUCCAUCCGAGAGAUCAUUCUUCCCAAAGGCCUGGACCUGGACCGGCCAAAGCGGACCCGAACGUCAUUCACCGCUGAACAGCUAUAUCGGCUAGAGAUGGAGUUCCAGCGGUGCCAGUAUGUUGUGGGGCGGGAGCGAACCGAGCUGGCCAGGCAGCUCAACCUCUCCGAGACCCAGGUGAAGGUGUGGUUCCAGAACCGGCGCACAAAGCAGAAGAAAGACCAAGGCAAGGACUCGGAGCUGCGCUCCGUAGUGUCCGAGACGGCUGCCACUUGCAGCGUGCUCCGGCUCCUAGAGCAAGGCCGCCUGCUCUCCCCGCCCGGCCUGCCGGGCCUCCUGCCGCCUUGCGCCACGGGAGCUCUGGGUUCGGCCCUGAGAGGCCCAAGCAUUCCGGCCCUAGGCGGCAGCGGCAGUUCGAGCUCCGGCUCCAGCUCGGCCUCCGGCCCGGCGGGCGGCUCCUCUCCGCACCCCCCGGCCGUGAGUAGCGCGGCGGGGCCCGCCUCGGCUUCAGGACUGCAUCCUGCCCCGGCCGCCGGUCACGGUCUCUUCAGCCUGCCGGUACCAUCGCUCCUGGGAUCGGUUGCCAGUCGCCUCUCCUCCAACCCCCUGACAAUGGCUGGCUCAUUGGCCGGGAAUUUACAAGAACUCUCCGCAAGAUACCUGAGCUCCUCCGCCUUUGAGCCCUACUCGCGGACCAACAAUAAAGACGGGGCGGAGAAAAAAGCACUGGACUGAUUUUAAGUAUUUCCAUGUAUUUAUAUUUAUAGUAUCUAUUGUGCUUAUAUUUAUGGAAUCACACACCCAAGCUACCCUCCCUGGGCAGUUCCCCUCUCCCCACGCGGUCUGCAGACACGUCCUUUACCUCCUUGCCUCACCUUCUCUUACAAAUUUGAUUUUACCAUUUUAAUUUUUUUUUCCUGCCUUGCUUCCGUUUGCUUUCUAUCCUUCCACCCCCCAACUUCCAUCUGAAUGCAGGAAAGAUCCAAAGAUCUGGGAAACAUCCUACUCCCUUUCCCCACCCCUCCACCUCUAACCUGAGGGAAAGGAGGCAUCCAAAUCCAAAGGAACAGUACUGUUGGUAGGAAUAGUGGGGAGAAGAAGGCUGAGCAUGCAGCCUCCCACUGACCCCGCAGCCGCCCGCCUAGGGUGGAAGAUAUACAGGGUUUCCUAGAGUCCAGAGUUGGUAUACUCCUUCCGAAAGAAGGAAUAGGAAACUCCCACCGUCUGAGUGAGCCAUACAGGAAGUGAAUUUCAGAACGCUCGGCGGUCACUAGGCCUUAUAGGUUGCUCUAGAAAGCCAGGGACCCUGCCCAAGUUUCCCAUAGAACAAGGAAGAAUCAAUCGCUUUCCAACCCCCACCCUCCACUCCUCUCCACCUUAGGGAAUCUGUGGAUAAAAUAGGCAAGAGAUGCCGAAAACCAUCUUCUAACGACCACUUUCACAAUACUAAUAAUAAUGACGAUGACGAUAGUGAUACUAAUGAUAGGGAAAAUAAUAAGAAUGGACUAUUGCUAAGCAAUUAAAAAUGAAUCCUAACUGUAUUCCAAGACUAGAUGCAACUUAAUUAUUUUUUUUAAAAAAUGAUAAAUUUGAGUCUGGAAGGUAAAAAACCUUUUAAAAAUGUUCCAAAACGUAAUUUUCUAGGCAGAGUAGAAUAAACGAGGCUGUGAGUUUGAAAAGAAAUUUGACCGGAAUGAGCAAAGCCAACGAUUUAUUUUCUAAGAAAUUCUCAAUCAGCUUCCCUACCUCACCCCAAGUCUUCCGGUAGAAAUAAUCUAGGGCCUCACUGAGGAGUAUCUGUUGAAAGGACGCCUCAGAAGUCUCAGCAAAAUCAAAUGUUAGUCAGAGAGGGGGCACUUUUUAGGGAGUUAUCGUUGGUUCGUAAAUAGAGCGGGCAAUAGCCAUUCCAUUUAGCACCGCAAACUAUGAUCCUUUCCAUUUCCAUUAAAAAGUAAAAUAAAAUAUAAUCCCCCCCCUUUUUUCCCCCUUGCCCUUGUUUCACGAAGUACUCGUAGCUUUAAAUUCUAGGAAAACAUGGUUCCAGUUACUUAAACCAAUUGAGAAAGUUGGACAAUCCUGCUACUUCUCCCUGGUCCUCCAGAAUUCAUCUCAAUCGGAAGAAUUAUCUUUUCCUUUUGAUGACAAAGACUAUGAUGAUGAAGAAAAAGAAGAAAGAAGUUGUAAUAGUAGAUAUAAGAAAAAGGAAAGAUUUUCCUUCCAGUUUACGGCUCCCAUCCACCUGCAAUCUGUUUUUGAAGGGUCAGGUGGUAGUUAGAACUUAGUCUCAGGCGGAGGUAGGGGCCGGUAAUCCUUCUAAGCAGAUACAAACUGUGUGCCUCAGUCUAUGCCAUCUAUUUCUUUAACCAAAACGGCCAACAGGAAAAACCGUGAGAUAUCUCUUGUUGUCUAGAAUGUAUUAGAGUCCAUUUGAAGAACCGCCCAGAACAAAUUUUUUGAAAAUAGUAAUUUUAUUGUAAAUUAUUUACGUCGAGAUUUUUUUUUGCUUUGUUUUAGACAAUUAGUGGGGGAAAAUAAUGAAAUAAUGAUUCACAUGCGGGUAGGUGUUCCCUAAAUCCUGGCUACUAACUCUGUUCUGAAUGUUUUGGAUAUUUGGAUGUUUUGUAUUUAUGUGGUGAGAGUGAAAUAUAUCUAUCUAUAAUGAUAA